Pangasianodon hypophthalmus (striped catfish) is the source of this 5408-nucleotide messenger RNA. RefSeq names its product bone morphogenetic protein/retinoic acid inducible neural-specific 3b (gene brinp3b). The transcript has 7 exons. Bases 726 to 2960 code for a protein of 744 amino acids. Gene Ontology annotation, biological process: positive regulation of neuron differentiation; negative regulation of mitotic cell cycle. Lineage: Eukaryota; Metazoa; Chordata; Actinopteri; Siluriformes; Pangasiidae. The record is from RefSeq and is a predicted model, not a curated record.
GCAUGACCAGAUCUCCAAAUAUAAAACAUGUGCAUGCGCGUGGAAGGAAAGGAGGACAAUAAUGUGGGAUUUGAAAAAUGCAUGCACACACACACACACACACACACACUGAGAGAGAGAGAGAGAGAGAGAGAGAGAGAUUGUCCUUUAAAAUGCAGAGCGUUUCCAAAAAGUGCACCAGGCGCGCGUGCACUUCUCUCACCCUGCAGAUAGGCGAUAAGGCAAAUGCAUCAUGGUUCAUCCUCCUCGCGCGCGCUCACAGCUCGAGUCAAUGCGCGUUUCUUAUUGCGCUAUUAAACUUGUUUGGCUGUCGGAUUUGUUGGGGAGGACAACGAAGAUUAGACGAAUUAGACGAUGUUAGUCUGAUAUGACACUUUUAUUAUUCUCCCAAGACGCUGCAUGUGGAUCUCGCGCGCACUCUGCAGAUACCAGAUCGGAUUCGAGACUUACGUGCAUUGGACUUAACUGAAGUGGGAGGAUUGCUGUGAAUAGCGUGCAUUAAAAAAAAAAAAAAAGUUAGUUUGCAGUGAGGUGAGAAAGAAAAGGACUACAAAAUCAGGUAAGCUGUAUGGAUGCUGUAAAUGCGACCACCUGUACCGGCUGUGUUUUUGACUUAACGUGCAUCACUGAAGCUUUUCUGCGGACUUGACACGCGAGGUACGUUCACGUUACCUUGCAGUUGCAAACCUGGGAAAGCGCGGCGGGCAUGCGGCACGCGCGGAUGCAUGGCCGGGCACGGUGCUCUCCGCGCGCUGCUCCUGCUGCUGCUGCUCGUGGCCGCGGGGACGUGCGCAGGGGCCGCGGAGCGCCUCGCGUGGCUGCUGGCGGACAAGGGGCCGUUCCGCCGCGCGCACGAGUUCACCGAGUUCUCCGAGCGACACCAGCACGGUUUCACCACGCGCUACAAGAUAUACAGGGAGUUUGGCCGAUGGAAAGUGAACAACUUGGCUGUGGAGAGGCAGGAAGCAGUGCCCUUAGACCCCGACUUUGUGCGCAACAUCAGGCAGCUGGGGCGACGGCCGAGCCUGCAGAUGAUCACGGACAAUAUCAUCAAGAAGUAUGGCACUCACUUCCUGGUCUCAGCCACUCUUGGAGGUGAGGAGUCCUUGACCAUUUUCGUGGAUAAGAGGAAGCUGAGCGAAGCCCAUUCAAACAGCGGAGCCGCUAACGGCACGCUGACACUCGAGGCCCUCCAUCACCUCGCUGCUUCCUACUUCAUCGACCGAGACAGCACGCUGAGGAAACUGCACCACCUCCAGAUCGCCUCAGCGGCCAUCAAGGUAACUGAGACGAGGACCGGCCCACUUGGCUGUAGCAACUACGACAACCUCGACUCUGUCAGCUCUGUUUUGGUCCACAGCCCUGAGAACAGAAUUCAGCUCCAAGGCCUCCAGGUUCUUUUGCCGGAGUACCUCAGGAGCCGGUUCGUGCACGCGGCGCUGAGUUACAUUGGCUGCAACGGCGAGGGCCACUUCACGUGCCGGGACGACGACUGCUGGUGUCAAUGUAGUGAGGGGCACCCGCAGUGCAACUGCCCCCACGCCAGCCUCCGAGCACAACACAGCAACCUGGAGCACACCAGCGAGGCCUGGAGGCACGCCAACCAGGAGUUUGAGCAAUCAGAUGAGUUCCAGGCUUUCAUGGUCCGAUUGUCGACACACGCGGCCCUGAAUUUGUCAUCAGUGUGGCGCGCGUGGAGGAGUGACGCAGCACUGCUAAAGCGCUACAGGAAGUUGGAGAACGACGCCGUUUUCCUCCUCAACAAAGCGCAAGAAAGCGCCGCUAAACUCUUCAGCCUCAGCCGGAGGUGCCGCUCGCAGCCCAAAAUAAUCCUGCCAAGGGAAAGGCAUCUCAGUUACUGGCUGCAACGCACCCUUUCCCUUCUGUACUGCGGUGAAACCGAGAGUCCGGGAAUCUACUCGGAGGUGACGCGGAGCUGCGUGUGCCCGGGUGGCCACCUGUCCUGCCAGGGUUUGAUCCCCUGCUCUGUGGGCACCGGAGGCCGUUGCGCAUCAUGCUCUCUGGAAAAUCGAACACGCUGCUCGAGCUGCAACAGCGGCUUCGCACUGAGUCAAGGAUUGUGCCGUCCUGCUGCUCCAAGCCCCACCAAACAGUACCUCGGAACCGAGUCGGAAAUGCAUGACUCGGAACUGCGUGAUCUCCUGGAGCAGCGCGACGGCCACCUAGCCUUAUCCGCCGUCUUCGUGAGCAGCGACGUCAAACUCAACACCUGGUUUGAACCUUCAUGGAGGAAAAGGAUGCUCCUGACUCUAAAGAGCAAUAAAUCCAAGUCAAGUCGAGUGCACAUGCUGCUAGGAAUUUCGGUGCAGAUUUGCAUGACGAAGAACUCGACCCUGGAGCCGACGCUCUCCGUUUCGGUGAACCCGUUCGGUGGGAGUCACUCAGAGAGCUGGACCAUGCCAAUGAACCAUAACGGGUAUCCUGACUGGGAGAAAACGAGGUUAGACACCCCUUUAGACUGCUACAACUGGACUUUGAUGUUGGGAAACCGCUGGAAGAGCUUCUUCGAAACGGUCCAUUUCUACCUGAGGAGCCGAAUCCAGAGCGACGGCGCUCAAGGGAACGAGACGGCCGAUUCGGAAGUGGCGAACAGAAACGUCUCGCAGAAUGUCGGCUACAUGAAAAUUAACAGCAUUCAGCUGUUUGGAUACAGCGUGCACUUUGACCCGGAAGCUAUUCGAGAUUUGAUCCUGCAGCUGGACUAUCCGUACACGCAAGGAUCCCAGGACUCGGCGCUGCAGGAGUUGAUGGAGAUUCGAUACCGAGUCAAUCGAUUAUCUCCUGCUGGCCCGACGCCUCUGGAUCUUUUCUCGUGUCUCCUUCGACACCGACUCAAACUCUUAACUUCAGAAGUGUUGCGAAUUCUUGCGGCGCUGCAGGCUUUCGGCGCCAAACAUCGACACUACACAGAGUACGAAGCGGUCAAACUUUGUAGCUAACAAGUAACAUUCGGAUCCAAUUUAUUGGUUUGUUUUGAUGAAAUGUUGACAGUCUGAAGUUUUUGUUAUUUUAUUAUGACUGCACUGGUUUUGGUGUUUGAUAUAGACGGUUUUACUCUUCAUAGAGAUAUUUGUAUUUGAUGUCUGAUGUAGAUCAAAUGAAACGCAAAUGUUUUACCUGCAACGCAAAUGUGUUUUCCUGAAAACAAUCCCAGCAAUGUUGCGAGAUUUGAAGUAAAUAAAAUGGGUAAAAUCCUAUUUUUAAGUGCCUUAAAUGGUGUGUAGCAACUUUAGCAAGCUCCGAACGCUGCGCUCAUUGGUACGCAAGGCUGCUUUAUUUUCCACUGUUCUCUAUAAUCAAGAAUACUGCCACAUAAACAGUUCAAAAUAAUUCGCUUAAUUAUUCCAUUUCCACUGCACAGCAGGCCACAGCUGCAGAAUCGUACACCUCAUGAUUACUCUUUAAACAUUCUCGUUGUGCUCUUAUAAUAUUUUGGAUAUAAUUUUCAGUGAAGUCGCUGUUGAUUGUUGAGUUUUAAUCUGACGUGCAUAUCAGAUGAUGCGUGAUUUUUACUUGAUGCAAAAGGUUUCAUGUCGUAAACACAACACUCGGAGGUGCUCUGUCACACUUUAACAAAUAGCCGUCAAGCUUCAUGGCCACAUGUGGUCUUUUUCUCAUCCUAUAUUCUCUCUCUCUGUCUCUCUCUGUCUCUCUGUCUGUAGAAGACAGAUCCAGUUCUCCUUGCAUAAAGAAUUAUAUCUCGGCUGGAUUCAGAGUAGAGUUAAGCGCACACAGUGAGGAGUUAAUACAGAAAUCGCACACAUUAGUAUUCAGGGAUGGAGUUUGCCUAAAACUGAGGUGUGUCUUGAGUCCGUUUUUUCUUGCAUGAUAUCAGUUCAUGCGAGGAUCAGAGUUAAAUCCGGCGCCAUUGUCUGACAGGUUGAUGAAUAAAAUCUACUGAAGAACGAAGUGCGCACAAUGAUUUAAUUUAACAGGAAUAGUUACGCAAACGUUUCGAAUUUGGAGAUUUGUCAGUGUGUAGCCAUUUCAAAUCACACUUCCCUUUUUAAAUGACAACCUAAACAGGAUGUUAGGCUAAUUAAACAAAACAGAUUAAAAUGUGUUGUUAUUUAACAAAGAAAGAAGGAUAUUUGUUGAUAUAGUGAAGUUUUCUGUUAGGAGAUGUUUAUGUACAGUAAUAUUUAUGGAAGGAGUCUCCAGUGUCAGUGCUUUUAAUAGUUAUUGAGGUUUUCCCCCACAGGAAAGUCCUCAGGACAGAGUUUGCAUUUUUUUUUUGUUGUUGUUGUUUUUUUUUACUUAACAUCACAAGAGAGCCUGGUAAAGGAGCAACUUAAAGCUUAUAGCUGCUAUAAUGUAAGUGAUAACAGGAGCUAACCUAGCAUUAAAUGUAACUGUAAACAGUUUACAAGUGUGACAUGAUGUUCGUUAUUAAAUGAAAAUCCCUGGCAAGUCGCUGUGAUAUGAGCAAUUCGUAUAGAAGUCAUGCUCGAUAAUUCUGUAUUUUAAUUGACACAGAAAAGUUUUCCUGAUGUAAAUCUUUGGACCAGGACAGGUCGUACAUGUUGUGUAUGAUUUAAUGAAAUAACAUUUCUUUGUCUACGGGCAGGACAAACAUUUAUAGCAUAGAAUAUUCCCAAUAAAAUGCAGUUGGAGCUAAAUGUGUGCAGACUUCAUUCUUCAUUAGAUUUAAACAUGAUUUAAACACUUGUUCUUAAUAUUGUCAGCUUGAUGUCACCAUACAGUAUGACGUCACACAAUAAAUUUUUCAUCAGGGCUGGAAAUACAUUUCAAAAAUGAUGGAAAGCCGUUCCAUUUCACAUGAAGGACAACAGAGGAGACGGACAGCAUCUUAAUCAGAGACGUUGCUUAUCAUGAGGACAAAGUUAUGAAUUUAGUAAAAUGCUGAUAAAAUGAGAUAAGCCAAACUUUGCGACAGUGUUGAAUACUUUUACAGAAUCAGAAGGAUCUUGUUGAACUUAUCAAGUCCGUUCCCAAAUAUCGAUAUAUUUUCUCGCCACUCUUUACAAACACCGUUCCCACUCAGUAUUCACUCUGUACCGCUUGUGCUGUUUUGUUUACAGCUGCUGCUUUCUGUCACUUUUUAGGUCCACUUAAUCACUCAGCAAGCCUUGUGCUUAAUCUCGCGACGUCUCUGAGCGCUGCAGUAUGCGGAAUCGCCUCUCGCCUCUCGUUCAAAUGUUUGGCCUGUUGUGCGUACGGUUACCGGUGUUGUGCAUACGGUAUGGUUGUUUAUCCAAAAGGUGAUUGAACUGUGCGCAGGGUCCAAAGGAUCAACUGGCCUAAUAAAAUAGCUAACUUUUUGCAUGAUCAGAGGUGCCAACAUUUACGGUUUGGCCAUAGCAUUUAUGAUUUUUGACCCCUUCUAUGGUGAUACAGGAGGAAAAGUCAAUUCACCGAAGGGGAAA